Molecule: messenger RNA, 966 nt
Organism: Gongylonema pulchrum
Lineage: Eukaryota; Metazoa; Nematoda; Chromadorea; Rhabditida; Gongylonematidae
Source: the annotation of a GenBank genome assembly
AAAGCAAAGAAAGUUGAAGAUCUGUCCCAAGUGGGAAUGGGGACGAAAUUUAGCGAUUACUGUGAUCCCGUGCUUUUCGACGAAAGCUUACUGCACGAGCAGCCGAAAUUGAUCCGAAAGAGUUUACAGCUCAGGAAUGAGUAUAAUUCGAAAAUACAGGAAUUUGGCAAAGAAAAAGAUUAUAUAAUAAUUGAUAUGUUUGGAAGGAGGAGAGUUCGCUGGAAUACAGCACUAAUCACAAAGGCGAAAGCCUGGUAUGCUGUGUCUUAUGCCAGUGCAUUUCGAUCUCGCUGCAAAUUUCGCUCUUUUCCAUGGAUCGUUUGGGAUGUACUGCUUGCUAUUAAGUAUCAGAUUGCACUGAUGUCUAAACAGCCACUAAUGCCGCGACCGCGCCUGAUCAAUCCACUAUCAGUGCAUUUGACUGCAGCACUUGAGAGUUUCUGUGCUUCUAAGCAGACUGCAUACAACGCAUUUGUUGAGGAACUGUCGUUUGGAUCAAAACGAUUAGACGCAUUUGUGCAGUAUUCGCAAAAGUACGGUCCCAUGGUUCCAAUGCUAUGUUUCGUACUGGAUAAUUGGCUUGAGGAAGAAAAAGUGUAUGAACGAUCGGCGUUGCAGCGAGUGCAUAUCGUAAUUUUACUUUUGCAGUUUUCAGUUGGGAUUUUGCAUGGAAAGCAUUCAUCGAAUGAGCUGUAUAAGCAGCCCAUUUAUUUCGAAAAGCUCGGUGUUUCCUCGGAAUCACAGCAGGAAGGUGAUGCUGUGAAUUACAAUGCUGGUGAUAUAUUAUUUGCAUUUUUGCGCUAUCUGGCAAGCGAACAAUUUGCACAUGCGAAAUGUAUCCAUUUUGGCUUGGGUGGUAUGUCACGACAGGGCCAACGAUCAGUUGCCUCAGUGCUGACACGCUUCGACCAGUGGGCUGCUCUUCAUGCCGUGACACCGGCCAAGUCAAGGGAUCGUAGCAUCUAG